AUGGAUGAUUUAAGGGGGAACCUUGUAACAUACAAGCUUCAGUUGAAGCAAGUGAUUGCUGCUCUCCAAGAAGACCCUCAGAGUGAGGAAUUGAAUAAGUUGAAGAGUGAUCUUGAGGAGGUCAUAGCUUUGACAAAGGAUUUGGUAAAGGCCCAAAGUGGAGAACUUGUCCUUGAUGAUAGUGCUAAGAAAAAGGAAACAGAGAAUAAUGAAGCAGGAACAGCAGCAGGAGUUACUGAAGAAGAUGAUGAUGAAGAGAUACCAUUGGAGCCAAUUAAAGAUUGGAAAGUUGGUGACCGUUGUCGAGCCAUUUGGAGCCAGGAUGGACAGUACUAUGAAGCCAUCAUUGAUGAAAUAACAGAGGAUGGACAGUGUAUGGUGAAGUUUAUGGACUAUGGAAAUAUGGAAGUGCUGAGUCUGGUAUUGUUGAAGGAAUCCAAAGCACCUGGGAAGAGGGUUUUUGCUGAUGAGACCUCCAAGGUCCAGGGACCUCAGCACCCCAACAAGAUCAUCUCACAAAAGAAACAAAGAGAAUACCUCAAGCAAAAGAAGAUGAAGAAAUUGCAGAAAUACAAGGAACUUGAACAGGAAAGAGAAGCAGAAAAACAUAAAUGGCAGUCAUUUGCUUCAAAAGUGAAAACAGGGCACAAGCGAGGAGUAAUCAAGAAAUCCAUCUUUGCAUCGCCAGAAACUGUUCAAGGUAGAGUUGGUGUUGGAACAUGUGGGGUUUCGGGUAAAGGCAUGACGAACUUCCAUCAUGCGGAAAAAUGGAGGAAGGGAAUGUAG
Messenger RNA from Darwinula stevensoni, 786 nucleotides. The record is from the annotation of a GenBank genome assembly. Lineage: Eukaryota; Metazoa; Arthropoda; Ostracoda; Podocopida; Darwinulidae.